UAAUCAUGUCUAAAGUUUUCAUUUCUUUCUUCAUAUAAACCUCACAAUUCCUCACCAUCUUCUUCGUCGACAAUCGUAGUUACGAACCGAGUUUAGGGUUGCUGAGAAGGCCACCACCACGAAGAAAAUGAAUACGGCCAGGUUUAUCAAGUGCGUCACCGUGGGCGACGGUGCAGUCGGAAAGACUUGUAUGCUUAUUUCGUAUACUAGCAAUACUUUCCCAACGGAUUAUGUUCCGACAGUGUUUGAUAACUUUAGUGCUAACGUGGUGGUGGAUGGAAGUACAGUGAACCUUGGCCUAUGGGACACUGCCGGACAAGAAGAUUACAACAGGCUGAGACCUCUGAGUUAUAGAGGAGCUGAUGUGUUUCUGCUGGCCUUCUCUCUUAUAAGCAAGCCCAGUUACGAAAAUGUUCACAAGAAGUGGAUUCCUGAGCUUAGACAUCAUGCUCCAAAUGUGCCAAUUGUGCUUGUCGGAACCAAAUUAGAUUUACGAGAUGACAAGCAGUUCUUGAGUGACCACCCAGGAACAACAUCAAUAAGGACAUCUCAGGGAGAGGAACUGAAGAAGAUGGUAGGUGCAGUGACUUACAUUGAAUGCAGUUCCAAAACCCAACAGAAUGUGAAGACAGUUUUCGAUGUUGCAAUAAAGGUAGCAUUGAGGCCACCAAAACCAAAGAGGAAGCCAGCAAGGAAACGAAGAUCAUGUGUUUUCCUUUGAACAACAUUAUAAUCAAAUGCUAUUUGCUAUGCUUUUUUUUUUUUUUUUACAUAAA
Hibiscus syriacus is the source of this 776-nucleotide messenger RNA. Its product is annotated as rac-like GTP-binding protein RAC9. NCBI's taxonomy places the organism in Eukaryota, Viridiplantae, Streptophyta, Magnoliopsida, Malvales, Malvaceae. Gene Ontology annotation, molecular function: GTP binding; GTPase activity; protein kinase binding. Gene Ontology annotation, cellular component: nucleus; cell projection; cytoplasmic vesicle. Gene Ontology annotation, biological process: regulation of actin cytoskeleton organization; small GTPase-mediated signal transduction; cortical cytoskeleton organization. The transcript is spliced from 7 exons. The record is from RefSeq and is a predicted model, not a curated record. The coding region runs from base 128 to 721 and encodes 197 amino acids.